AUGUCUGUUUUGGUGAAUGGGACGCUGGCAGGUUACUUCCAAACGUUUUGGGGUUUGCGGCAGGGGAAUCCAUUGUUCCCCUUGUUGUUCAUUCUUGUCAUGGAGGCGCUAAGUCGGUUGUUGUCUCGGGUGGUGCAGGGCGGUUUGUUAGCAAAUUUUUCAGUGGGAGAUGGGGUUCGUGUUUCUCAUCUUUUGUAUGCUUUGAUUUUUUGUGGGGCUGACUCAGAGCAAUUAGGGCAUUUGCGCUGUGUUUUGCUCUAUUUUGAGGCAGUCUCGGGUCUGAAGAUGAAUUUGACCAAGUCAGAAUUAAUUCCUGUAGGGGAGGUCGGCCAUCUUUUGACUUUGGCAGCCAUUUUGGGUUGUAAGGUGUCUCAUUUGCCGAUGUCUUAUUUGGGUUUGCCUUUGGGGGCUCCUUAUAAGGCGAAAGGGGUGUGGGAUGGGGUGUUAGAGAGGGUGCAACAUCGGUUGACAGGGUGGAAGAGGCAAUAUUUGUCUGAGGAUGGUAAGCUAACUUUGGUGAAGAGCAUAUUGAGCAGUAUUCCGACUUAUUUCAUGUCUGUCUAUGUCAUUCCUGUGUCAGUGGCUCGCCACUUGGAGAAGUUACUGCGGGAUUUUCUGUGGGGAAAUUAUGAUGGGGAGUUUCGGUAUCAUCUCGUUAGUUGGAAGAAGAUUUGUUGUCCUAAGGAGGACAGGGGGUUGGGGGUGAGGAGGUUGUGUAAGUUUAAUUUGGCUUUGUUGGAGAAGUGGUUGUGGAGGUUUUCCAAUGAAUGA
Messenger RNA from Camellia sinensis, 771 nucleotides. NCBI's taxonomy places the organism in Eukaryota, Viridiplantae, Streptophyta, Magnoliopsida, Ericales, Theaceae. The record is from RefSeq and is a predicted model, not a curated record.